This is a messenger RNA of Fusarium coffeatum, 3699 nucleotides long. RefSeq lists its product as uncharacterized. The record is from RefSeq and is a predicted model, not a curated record. The transcript has 3 exons. The coding region runs from base 1 to 3699 and encodes 1232 amino acids. NCBI's taxonomy places the organism in Eukaryota, Fungi, Ascomycota, Sordariomycetes, Hypocreales, Nectriaceae.
AUGGCCGCGAGCGACAAACCCGGAGGCCACGACCGUGAGCCACCUGGUAAGAAACCAGGAGGGAAAAAGUCCUUUAGUAAUGAUGACGAAGAUAUCGAUAUGUCUUCUGACGCUCCCAGAGUGACUAGGUCUGGACGACUCAUAGCUCCUGCUCAGAGACGUGCUGGUCGACGGGUAACAUCAAGAGCUACGUCCAGAGCGUUCUCAUCGCGAGGCGAUUCAGUUGGAACGACUGGAGGCGCCACUUCUUCCCAUGCUACUGAAACCUCUCGCCCAAUUUCCUUGCGUCGUAGCAGUCGUCUACCAGCCAAGCGACCCCAAGUCACAAUUGAUCUCUCUGACCCACCAGACCUUGAGUCAGAUGAACCUGAAGCCGGACCUUCAAGUCGUCCGGCGAAGAGACCUAAGCCCUCUUCCGCUGUCCCCUGGCGUGGCCAAGUUUCUUCGGCCGACGUCGACUUUGACGCUUAUGUUCCUUAUCCUGAAGAUCUGGAGGAGGAAAUCUCCCCUAGGUCCAAUCCGAUGGUAUUCCAAAACUAUGAGACAUUCAACCGGGACAAAGUUCAGAUGGCAUUCCAAGGCAUGACCGUCGAACUUGGGAAUGAUCUGGUUUCGCCGCGAACCGAUGGCAUUCGACGGUCACUCGACGUCCUUCUCAGUCUACCCAAGAAGCACAACUUUCAGCCUCAGGUUGAGCCUUACCGGAAGAAAGACCGACGGGGAAGUAACUUUCCUGUACGGGAUACCGAUCAAUGGAGCAUGAUGGCCAGAGAUCCAACACGAGCUGAUGUGCUCAUGGUGGCGAGGGUUUCACAGGGAGAAUAUACACAACAAGAAGCGAAUAUUCUGUGCAACGCAAUGGUUGAGAUCAUCAACCGUUGGGAGGGCAAUCUGGACGACGUUACAAAGCCUGUUGCAAAUUUCAAAACUAGCACUCGACAAGCUCGGUUGUUGUUAAUUGCCUGUCGUCAUAAGGAGUUGCCCCAGAAGCGUAUCAUCUGUCAAACUCCAUGGUUCACAAAGGCCAACCCUGGAGCUAAGGAGAACUGGCUUCGAGAGAAUCGCUUCAGCGUUCAACAGUAUUUCUUACAUCCUACCACCUACAAGCUCCAGAGUGAAACCAGAAGUGCUGGUCCUCGGCUACUUCAAGAUUCAGCCCCUAUCCCCGAACUAUCCGAUAGGUAUCAGUUUGUCAAAAACGAUUCUUAUGGCGGUUUCACCAUGUCUAUCAUCAAGCAGUCACCAGGACCAGGCCAACCUCCUACGUUUGAAUCAGUGUUGCCAAGUGAGGAGGAUCUACUGAUUAGUCAAUCAGAAAGAGAAUCACUUCAAAGAGCUGAACGGCUUCUUCGACUAUACUCUGCUUCCAUUAUGAACCAUGCUAUGCUCGAUACCGCUGCAGCCUACAACAUUUGGACAAACUUACUGGAGAAGUAUGGGGGCCGGCUUCGCACCGAAAAGGGCUACGGUCGGAAACUAUUCGAUGGAUCCAAUCUUCUGCGUAUAGAUCCUCGCUAUGCAACAUUCUGCACCAGCAUCAAGCCUGGUGACCGACUGGCGCAAAAGCUUCAUGACGACCACGACCUGGAACUGCCCUUACUUAUCAUUCGAUCUACAGACCGUGCCUGGUGUUUAGCUGUUGAGCAGGCUAUCUGUGAUACUUGGCUGACAGAGGCCGACAUUCUUAAAGCAUGGACUCGCGGGGCAGAAGUUGCUGAUCAGGUCAACCAAGCCAUUCGAGACCAAGAGAAGCCUCCCUCAGCAUGUUUAUGUACGCCUGAAAUGUCUGCCAUCCAGAGCCAUCCUUGCUCGCGCUGUGGUAAAUCUUUCAUCUGCAAUUUGCUUGUAGUGAGUAGUUUCAACUCACAACGCGUAUGCCAGUCCUGCAACACUAUCCUCCUUCAGCGUCCCAUCAACAACCAUGUGAGGCAAUGCAUCAUGAUAAAUCUCAAGAGCAGUUUGCGACACGAGAGGUUGAAGAGUCAGGAUACGAUUACUGAGGCUGAGAGUGCUUUGAAUCUUGCAGAGUGCAUGCGAAGUAUCGAGGCGGCAUGGCCAAGUAGCGACGAGGCUGCCAAGGCAAAUAUCCCAAGCGGCUCUGCGUGGAGGGAUCGAUAUUCGGGUAACAUGUACUCGUUAUCCCCAGGCCUUUCGGCAUCACGAGUACAACAUGACAGGGUCAGCAUUGAUGCAACAUUCCCAGUUUGGCUCACUGAGAACGGAUACCGAAUCCACUGUCCACAAAACAUCAGCCUCACCCUUCAGUGCUUAAACUUCGCAAAGCAGAUCCAAAUCCCGGCUUUCUUGGCCAUGGUAUGCUGGUUUACACAGGAACGGGCUCGGCUGGAGCACAAAUAUCAGGACGAAAUCCACGGUCCCGAAGCCAGGAUAGAGCUCGAUAGUCUCGAGACCAAAAUGAUCAAGAUUUCCAAACGCCUGCGAAUCAUCCGGUUGACAUUCGGCUUCACCACGUACAGUCGUACUCAAAAAAGCCUGAAAGGCGUCACACAAGAAGAGUUCGAUUUCGAUAUUGCCCCUGUCAUCUCAGGUCGGCCACACCCUGGGCUUCAACGUUCGAUCGAGCGUCUUGAUACUCAUCUCAACUUCAUGAGAUCUUCUGGUCGUCUUACUAACUGGCCAGAGGAUGACCUGGCUCGAGUUCGAAGAGUCGCCGAGGAAAUCAUAGACUUCUUUGGGGUGAGCUUACCCAGAGGUGACGACGGGUGUCCAUUUUUUGCUCACCCAGAGAGCUUUCCUGAGACCUGGAGUUGGAACCUCGCAUUUCGUCUAGCUAUCGAGAGGCUUACAAGCAUGAGAAAGGCCUGCAAUCGCUUCUGGCCGACGUAUGACACAACUGAGACUAUUUUACUUGAGUGUAUUUUCCAAACAUGCAUUGCGAAAUGCAUCCUCGACCGCAGCGAUGUUCACUACGAGCAGAAAAAGCAACUCAAAGAGAAGUAUAAGUCUAUCCUUGGACUACCGAUUGCCCUUGCUAAACAUGAUGGACUAAAAUUCGCUAUUGGUCAUCGCGAACACGGCAAGGGAAUGUUCUCAGGCUGGCCUGUCCAGCCAGUCAGUCUCAAAGACCGCCUCAAUGGGGAUGGCGAGAAUAACAUGUUGAUUGAACCACGCACUGAAAACUACCUUAAGUCAGACUACGAUUCCUCUGUCUAUCCCAAGCUGAAGGAAAUAAUCAUGGACAUUGACCUUCCAAAGGAAGUCUAUGACAAGACACACAAACCCAAGGACAUUCCCGAGCAGAGUCUUGAAGAUCUCGCGUGGAACGGCGAAGAAGUAGGGGAUGAGUUGCUCCAAGGCGCUACGGAGAUCUUUCAGUCUGGUCUCUCUUGGCCCGAAGAUGAAGAUGCAGAGCUUGAGGACUAUGAAGAACCCACCGAUGCUGCUCUCCCGGAGUCAGAGGCUACCGGUCUCUCAUCCAAGGCACUGGGCAAGAUGCCCGUACGAUCCCGAUCCAUCGAAUCUCAUGCCGAACCCGAAAGCGAAAUGCAAAGCGAAAUGCAAAGCGAAAUGCAAAGCAAGUACGCAGAGGUCACAAAGCGUAUACAAGAGCAAGGGCUCGACCCAUCCGCCGACUUGGGUUUGACUGAUCUGUUGAAAAACCUGCGAGAAGCCAAGGAUCGUGAGGAUGAGGAAAGCUUCAUGGCUAUCCUAGCAGUACUAUGCACAGAACUGAACUAA